GCAGACACUCAGCGGAUCUAACUUUUUUUCUUCCUCCACCACCCUGAGCCAGCUUUGUACGUGGGAAGUCCCCUUCCAAGCAGCAACUUCAGUUAACAAAAACAGCAAAGAGGCAACAGGAGGGAUAUAUUAUACACCUGAAAAAACCCCUACAGAUGGGGAGGAGCUGCCUUCUCAGAAUAUUGGUAGUGUCAUAAGAAAGGUGUGCACUCAGCAGUUCCUUAGCAUGGAAGAUAAUUAAUCCCUUCAGUUCAAGGAAGUGAGACUAACCCUGAAGACCUGUCCUGAAGAUGUUUUAGAGGACUCCAGAGCAAACACCAUUUCAUGGGGGAAAAGUUUGCCAAGAGUCACCAUGCAUUGCUCAGCAAGGGAGAGGAGAAUGAAAUGGAGAUAUUUGGCUACAAAACCCAGGGCUGCCGGAAAGCCAUGUGCAUUGCUGGGUACAUUUUGUCCUGCGGGGUUCUCUGGCUUGUAUUUUACUGGAAACCAGCGUGGGAUGUGUGGGCAAACUGCAUCCCCUGCAGCUUGCAAGAAGCAGACGUCACAUUGCUCAGAACAACAGAUGAAUUUCAGAUUUAUUCCUGGAAGAAGGUGACGCGGAUCUCUGUGUCUGCACUGAACAAGUUUAGAUCAGAUUAUCCAAUCACUGCUGAUGAAAACUCCAUCAUAAACAAAGCCAUAAUGAAACCAGAUUUAAAAGUAAGAUGCAUCCAAGUGCAGAAAAUCCGGUAUAUUUGGAACAACCCUGAACAACAGUUCCAGAAAGUUGGGUCCCUAGAAGACAGUCACACUUGUUCAGCUAUACACGCCAAAUUUGGUUCUGGUUUGCGAUGUGAGGAACAGGAGAUCAGGAGGCUAAUAUGUGGGCCAAAUGCCAUUGAUAUUCAGGUUGUCCCUAUUUGGAAACUACUCAUCAAAGAGGUCUUAAAUCCAUUUUACAUGUUCCAACUCUUCAGUGUGUGUCUGUGGUUCGCUGAAGAUUAUAAGGAGUAUGCCAUUGCUAUCAUAAUCAUGUCCCUCCUUUCGAUCGCCUUAACCGUGUAUGAUCUCAGAAAGCAAUCUAUGAAACUGCACAGGCUGGUGGAGUCUCAUAACAGUGUCAGGGUCACUGUGUGCAGGAAAGACGAAGGCUUCCAGAAGAUAGAGUCAUGCCAUCUGGUGCCAGGAGACAUGCUGGCUUUGACAGGGGGCAAAGCCCUUAUGCCAUGCGAUGCCAUCCUGAUCAGCGGUGGGUGCACUGUAAAUGAAGGCAUGCUGACAGGGGAAAGCAUUCCAGUGACAAAGACCCACUUGCCCCAGGCUGAUGACUCCAGGCCCUGGAGAACAUGCUGUGCAGAGGAUUACAAAAGACAUGUCCUUUUCUGUGGAACAGAGGUCAUCCAGACCAAGGCAGACGGCAAUGGGCCGGCGAGAGCUGUUGUGCUGAGGACUGGUUUCAACACAGCCAAAGGAGACCUGGUGAGGUCUAUUCUCUACCCUAAGCCCAUGAAUUUCAAGCUGUACAGAGACGCCUUACGGUUCCUGAUGUGCCUCAUAGUGUUUGCGACCAUUGGAAUGAUCUAUGCAGUGUGUGUUUUUGCACUAAAUGGGGAAGAGGCAGGAGAAGUGGUGAAAAAGGCCCUGGACGUCAUCACUAUUGCAGUCCCUCCAGCUCUCCCGGCUGCUUUGACGACGGGGAUCAUUUAUACGCAGGGCAGGCUGAAAAAAAAGGGAAUCUUCUGCAUCAGUCCUCAAAGGAUCAAUGUGUGCGGUCAGCUGAACCUCAUCUGCUUUGACAAAACUGGCACCUUAACAGAAGAUGGACUGGACCUGUGGGGAGUGAUCACUUUGGAAAGAAACAGCUUUCAGAAAGUCCACAGCUUCGCCUCUGGUCACAGCUUGCCCUGGGGACCAAUGCACGGCGUCAUGGCGAGCUGUCAUUCACUGAUUGUUCUGGAUGGGAAGAUACAGGGAGAUCCACUGGACCUGAAAAUGUUUGAGGCAACUAACUGGGAGAUUGAAGAUUCCUGUGAAGAUCAUGUUAAGAAUGGUGAAUUCCCGCACGCUGUUGUUAUUAAACCCGGACCCAAAGCCAGCAGUGUUCCAGUGGAAGGAAUUGCCAUCUUACACCAGUUUCCAUUUUCCUCAGCCCUGCAGAGGAUGUCGGUCAUAGCUCAGGAAAUCGGAGGGGAGCAGCAGGUCUUCAUGAAGGGAGCUCCGGAGAUGGUGGCCAAGUUUUGUAGACCAGAAACCGUGCCACCCGCUUUUGCCAGCGAGCUUCAGCUCUAUGCAGCACGGGGCUUCAGGGUCAUCGGACUGGCGCACAAAAUUCUGCAGGCAGGGAGGCAGGCAGCUGGCUUAACAAGGGAGGAAGUGGAGUCUGACUUGACGUUCCUGGGCUUUCUGAUAAUGGAAAAUCGUCUGAAGGCAGAGACCAAGCCUGUGCUGGAAGAACUCAGCGCUGCCCGCAUCAGGAGCGUUAUGGUCACAGGUGACAACAUACAGACAGCAGUUACUGUGGCCAGAGAUGCUGGCAUGAUUUCUCAGACCAGUCAAGUGAUUCUCGUUGAAGCAAAUGAACUGUCAGGUUCCCCCUCAGCAUCCAUCACCUGGAAGCUACUGGAAGAAAGCAAACGGAAUGGCUACAACAACCUGGAGACUUACAUUCAGGUUGAGGGAAGAUUCAGAUCUGAAGUUGGACGUAGCAGUUACCAUUUUGCCAUGAGUGGAAAAUCCUACCAGGUCAUUACACAGCAUUUCAGCUAUUUACUUCCAAAGCUCCUGGUCAAUGGGACCAUUUUUGCUAGAAUGUCUCCAGGUCAGAAAUCCAGCCUGGUGGAGGAGUUUCAAAAGUUGGAUUACUUUGUGGGCAUGUGUGGAGAUGGAGCCAAUGACUGUGGGGCUUUGAAAAUGGCCCACGCUGGGAUAUCGUUGUCAGAGCAGGAGGCGUCGGUGGCUUCACAUUUCACGUCUCGAACCCCCAGCAUAGAGUGUGUGCCCGAGCUGAUCAGGCAAGGUCGCGCUGCUCUCGUCACUUCAUUCUGCAUGUUUAAGUACAUGGCACUGUACAGCACCAUCCAGUAUCUUGGUGUUCUCCUGCUUUACUGGCAACUAAACUCCUUUGGGAAUUACCAAUUUUUAUUCCAAGAUCUGGCUAUUACCACUGUAAUUGGUAUAACAAUGAGUUUGAACGGUGCCUACCCAAAGCUGGUCCCAUACAGGCCUCCAAGCCAGCUGAUCUCACCACCCUUGCUGCUGUCCGUGGUCCUGAACAUCCUGUUUAGCCUGUGCAUGCAGGUUUUUGGCUUUGUGACAGUCCAGAAGCAGCCCUGGUAUGCUCAGCAGAACAUCUACAGUGCCUGCCUCAGCGAGAAUAAAAGCCAUGUGGAGAAUUCUUCCUCCGCUGCCACCAUCGGCUUCCCCCGGAUGGAGAAUGCAGGUGUCAGAGAGGGGGUGGACAAUGGCUACAAGAGCUAUGAAAACACCACAGUGUGGCUCCUCAGCACCAUCAACUGCCUCCUGGUAGCACUGGUGUUCUCCAAGGGAAAGCCUUUCCGGCAGCCUGUGUACACGAACUAUAUAUUUGUACUGGUGCUAGUGGUCCAGCUGGGCAUCUGUGUCUUCUUUGUGUUUGCUGACAUUGACGGUCUCUACUCACGGCUGGAUCUCGUGUGCACCCCCAUCUUCUGGAGAAUCUCCAUGGUGAUAAUGCUGCUUGUCACAUUCGCUGUGUCCUUCAUUGUAGAGGAGGCCAUCAUUGAAAACAGAGCCCUCUGGAUGCUGCUCAAAAAGUGCUUCCGGUACCAGUCCAAGAGCCAUUACAAGAGGCUGCAAAGGAUGCUGGAGCAGGACUCAGCCUGGCCUCCUCUGAAUGAAACCGUCUUCUCAGAGUCCAGGGGGAUACCAGUGGAGGAAACCAGGGUAGCUUACAGGAAUCCAGUGUUUGAAAGCAAUGAGGAUAUGUUCUGAAGGAAGUGGCAGUGCAGAUGCGCAGGGCAAGGCUGCAGCUGGCCAUGAAAG
Molecule: messenger RNA, 3999 nt
Organism: Gopherus flavomarginatus (Mexican gopher tortoise)
Lineage: Eukaryota; Metazoa; Chordata; Testudines; Testudinidae
Product: probable cation-transporting ATPase 13A4
Exons: 30
Coding region: 325-3948 (1207 amino acids)
Biological process (GO): polyamine transmembrane transport; intracellular calcium ion homeostasis
Cellular component (GO): late endosome membrane
Molecular function (GO): ATPase-coupled monoatomic cation transmembrane transporter activity; P-type ion transporter activity; ATP hydrolysis activity
Source: RefSeq, a predicted model, not a curated record